Rhagoletis zephyria (snowberry fruit fly) is the source of this 465-nucleotide messenger RNA. RefSeq lists its product as uncharacterized. The record is from RefSeq and is a predicted model, not a curated record. NCBI's taxonomy places the organism in Eukaryota, Metazoa, Arthropoda, Insecta, Diptera, Tephritidae.
AUGGAGGAAGCUCCGGCUAUUGGAGAGUUGCAUGAUGACGAUUGCGGUCAGAUAUUUCAGACUACGCAUUGUCGUACCCCCGAUGGCCGUUAUAUGGUGCAACUUCCUUUGCGGCGCGACGCCCCAGAGCUUGGUGACUCCUAUGCAUAUGCAGCGCGACAUUUCUACGGGCUCGAGCGUCGUAUGAUCGCUGAUCCUACUCUAAGGGAGAAAUACGUGAACUUUAUGUGGGAAUAUGCGGAAAUUGGUCAUAUGGAGCCAGUGGAGACGGCACACAAUCACAGCGGAUGCUACUGUAUUACUACUAUCCCACAUCAUGCGGUUUCUGUGAAAUUCCGAGUGGUGUUUAACGCUUCGGCGCCGACUACUACGGGAGUGUCCCUCAAUGACAUUCAGCUAGUGGGCCCAACGCUUCAUGAUCCGCUCAUCAACGUACUCUUGCGAUUUCGACGUUAUAGAGUGACG